AUGGGUUACCCAGAUCCCUUAAAAGCCUCCAUAAGAAAGGUGACAAACAAUUGCGUCACUGUCUCAUGUCCCUUUAAAAUUAUUGGGCUCAAUAUUGGUGGCCGGAUGAGCAUUUUGAAUUAUAGUGGCAACUUAAUUGUUUGGUCACCAAUUCCAUAUAGGCAAGAGAUCUUCAAUCUUGCAAUUAAGGAAUUGAUGGGUGAAUCCCCCUAUCAAAUUAAAUAUGUCAUUGUUGCUAAUAAUGAGCAUAAUUUGCAUGCCCAUGAGUAUAAAGAAAAGUUUGGUAGUUGUAAAAUCAUUGCCGGAGAAACUGUAAAGUUAAAGAAUGGAUGCCAGAUAGAUCAUAAGCUAAGCGUUAAGUUUUAUGACCGCGUUAUCAGUGGUGAUGACUGGGUUGAAAAAUUGGAAAUAGAUGAUUCAUUCUUUGCCCAAAAUUUAGAAAUGUUGUGUUUGAAAAAUCAUAGCGGCAACGAUAUUUGUCUAUUUGACAAACUGACUAAGAGCCUAUACGUUGGAGAUUUGGUUUUUAACCUAGGAGUUCCCGGUACGACUUCCGGACACGUACAGUUGGAGCAAUAUAGCGAAGCUACUGGCUAUCCCAAAGGUUUCAACCCACAUGGGGGGCUUUCCUUUAUCACUAGAUAUACUCAACCGCGCAGUCGGGUUUCUCAAUGGCUAGCUUGGAUUCUUGCUGGUACGAGAACGGAGGCUGCUAUGGCUGAAAUCAUUUCCCAAGACACCUCUUGUAAUAUUUUAAAAAUGCAUACAGAUAUUGUUUGUGGAGCUCUCUGGAGCCCUGGCUACUGUCAUCUUAGUCGAGAGCUUUACCCAGUGCUGGUCUACGCUGGAGUGGUGUGCUUGCGCAUAGCAGAGAGAGCAUCUAAGUUUCCUUCCUACUCCAAGACUCAACACUGA
Molecule: messenger RNA, 915 nt
Organism: Hemisphaericaspora subhashii
Lineage: Eukaryota; Fungi; Ascomycota; Pichiomycetes; Serinales; Debaryomycetaceae
Exons: 2
Coding region: 1-915 (304 amino acids)
Source: RefSeq, a predicted model, not a curated record